Messenger RNA from Lates calcarifer (barramundi perch), 2474 nucleotides. It is a transcript of the gene otol1b, whose product is annotated as otolin 1b. Bases 80 to 1615 code for a protein of 511 amino acids. The transcript has 4 exons. The record is from RefSeq and is a predicted model, not a curated record. NCBI's taxonomy places the organism in Eukaryota, Metazoa, Chordata, Actinopteri, Centropomidae. Gene Ontology annotation, molecular function: protein binding.
CAGUCUGUGAUUGCUAAACUGCUGAACAGUAUGUGCUGAUUUUGUAUCCUUUUUUCUUCAAACCAAAAGUAGUUGGAAAAUGAAAUUUGCACAGGGCAACAGAAGAAAAUUGUCUUGUAUAAACUCAUCUGUUCUCAGAUCCCAGUCAACCAUGAGGACUAUCUCCUGUCAGUCAACCCUUGUGGCUGUAGUUGUGGUUACACUCACUGUGGUGUCCUGUGCUGAAGCUAAAACUACACAGAAGCCAAAGUACCAGUACACUAAGAAGCCCAUCCCUCAGAUCACAGUGCACAGCCCUGUGACCACCAGCAUGCCCAAGCCGCUCAAGAUAGUGGCCAGUGCAAAUCCUGUGGAGCCCCACCUGCUGCCCACCACAGAGAGGACCACCUAUCCAAGUCAUGUGUUUCCUCAAUACUACCCUGAGAAUACGGAGCCCCCUGGUGUCGGCCUAGAGAACUACACCCUGGAUUACAAUGAGUGUUAUUUCAACUUCUGUGAGUGCUGUCCACCUGAGAGAGGUCCCAGGGGGCAGAAAGGAGAAAGAGGCCUGGAAGGACCACCAGGUGAAAGGGGCCUCGCAGGGGCAGCUGGUUUACCAGGACCACCAGGUGUGAGUGGUCCUAUGGGGUUAAAAGGAGACAAAGGGGAUAGAGGUGACCGAGGAAACAGUGGGACAGCAGGGCCACCAGGAGUCCCAGGGAAACCAGGACAAAAAGGUGAUGUUGGUUCAAAAGGUGAAAAAGGUGAAAUAGGGCUGCAAGGUUUCAAGGGUGAUAGUGGAGAAAAAGGGGAACCUGGCCAGAAUGGGACUGCUGGUGAGAAGGGGGAACCGGGAAAAGAGGGGCCAGCUGGACCUCCAGGAGUAGCUUUUGAGUUAGGUCCUAAGGGAGACAAGGGGGAUAAAGGGGAGUGUGGCACAUUUGGGGAAAGAGGACAGAAAGGUGAACGAGGGGAUCCUGGGUCUCCUGGCACCCCAGGAGGGAUGGGCAUUCCGGGAAUGAAUGGCAAGCAUGGCUCCCCAGGUCCCGUAGGCGUCCGAGGAGAUCCAGGAACACCUGGACCACAAGGAGAACCAGGGGUGAGAGGGCCUCAGGGACCACAAGGAAUAAGAGGGAUGCCUGGGCCAAAAGGGGACAGAGGUUACCCUGGGAUGAGAGGUGAGCGAGGCAUUCGUGGAUUCAAAGGGGCUAAAGGGUCAGCGAUUCCUCUGAAACGCUCAGCCUUCAGUGUAGGCAUCUCCCCAAGAAAGUCCUUCCCUCCCUCUGGCUUCCCGAUCCGCUUUGACAAAGUCUUCUACAACGAAGAGAAUCACUUCAACGUCACUUCCAACAGCUUCACUUGUGUCCAUGCUGGCGUUUAUGUCUUCUCCUUCCACAUCACUGUGCGCAAUCAGCCACUGCGAGCCACGCUGGUAGUGAACGGUUCACGACGGGUAAGGACACGGGACUCUCUGUACGGUCAAGACAUCGACCAGGCGUCCACUCUGGUGGUGCUGAGGCUGGCGGUGGGUGAUCAGGUGUGGAUGGAGACGCUCAGAGACUGGAAUGGGGCAUAUGCCAGCAGUGAGGAUGACAGCAUCUUCUCUGGGUUUCUGCUUUACUCAGAUAAGCCCUGAUACUCGAGAGUGAUGCUGACACUCUUCUUCUGCUGUACUGUUCCAACUUGACCAUAUCAGAGAGAAGACCAAAUGCUGGUGGUGCUACAUUACUAUACUCACUACUUAUGACCUGCUCAAAGGCUGUACUGUACACUAAUCUGGAUAUGUGAGGACUGGCAAUAACAAGAUCAUGUUCAUUGCAUCAUCACGUUAUUUGCAUAAGUGAUGAUGCAAUGAACAAAAAAAAAAAAAAAAAAAGAAAAUGAAAAAUGAAAAAAAAAAAAAUCAAAAAUAAAAUACAGAUUGGCAAAUUAUGUAAUGGUCAAAGAAUAAAUAAAAAAGAAAGCAAAAACAAUAGAGCUCCAAGUAAGAUAAUUUAUAAUGAACAUAUGAUUAUUAACCUGGUGUUAAUGUACAUGUAUGACUACUACUACUACUACUACUAUAAACUACUACUACUAAAUAUGCCAGCAGUGAGGAGGACAGGUUUUUUCUUUCAUUUUAAUUCAACUGUAAACCCUGCAGUGUUCCUAAAUAAUAUGCUCAGUUUUUACUCCUUUAAACCCAUAAAUUGUAAGUAUUUAUUGAUAGUCUACUUUCAGUCAGGCUCUCUGUUAAACACAGUGACCCCAUGUUACCCCUGCCUCACUCAAAAAAGCCCAGAAAAGCUUGUUUGACCUCUCAUUCCAUAUUAUCCAUGUCUUCCUCUUUCGCUAUUUCUUUCUCACACUUUGACCGCUCAUUCUUUUCUAGCUGACCUAGUCUUUCCAACUGAGACGUAGAAAUAAAUCACAUAUAUACAGAGAAUACCACCGUGACCUAUAGCUGUAUUAUUUGUAAUGUAAAUCUGGCAAGAACGUCCUUACCUUUCUGCAUU